GGGACGACGUGGACACAAUCUGCCAAGUUCUGAAUCCAAGCGGUAUGGAUCCGCAAACGAAACGAGGCUCCGACUUGCGGGAUGUGAGUGUGUGUCAAAAAGGAUGCGGGCUUCUGUUGUCCCGGGACGAUAUCACUAAGGGGAAUCACUGCUGUCUGGACGCGCUUCGCUUGCUGACCGAUGCGCUCGAAGAGAGAAGCGCAGUUUUGGAGCAUGAAUCCCGGAUGGCGAGGCUCAGGUGGGGCCGGAGAGAGCAGUCCCUCUUAGCCCAGGUAUCAUCUCUGCAGAGCGAAGCGCAACUCGCCGCCCUCAAGUACCAGCAAAAGCUACACCAGUACAUGCUGAACAUCAGCAGCAUUGCAGAACAGGUCAUUAGUUACUACAAGAGUGACUUGACGACAGAAAGUGACAUGCAGGGCCAGAUAUCAGAAGAAGCAACAAGUGCAGAGGCAGAGGCACAGGAGCAAGCCAAACCACCUGAGGAUAAGAGGUGGAUGGUGGUGAGGAUGGGGACCGUGGUGGUGGUGGUGGUGGUGGUGGAGGAGGAGGAGGCUUGGGUGGUGGAGAUGAAGAGGGAGAAUGGUGGAUAG
Myripristis murdjan (pinecone soldierfish) is the source of this 590-nucleotide messenger RNA. RefSeq names its product E3 ubiquitin-protein ligase PDZRN3-B-like. The transcript has 3 exons. Bases 45 to 590 code for a protein of 181 amino acids. The record is from RefSeq and is a predicted model, not a curated record. NCBI's taxonomy places the organism in Eukaryota, Metazoa, Chordata, Actinopteri, Holocentriformes, Holocentridae.